GCAAAGUUGCACAGCUUGUGGCCCUGGAAGGCUUUCAAAUUUAGUGUGACAAAGUUGUGUCGGCUCUAGAAAUGGGCAGGAGGGCAGUGUGGUCGCUUAAGGAGGCAUGCCACAUAGUCAACAAGGGAAGAGAGAUGGUGGCACCAAAGUGUUGAACGGAUGGGAGACAACUGAAACAUGGAGAGGAAGGCCAGGGUGAGAAAUAAUCGGUGCAUUGAUGAGAGCUUUAGCAAGGAGGCAGAGGAAAAGUCAUACUUCUUAGUUCUAUAAAAUGAGAAAUAUCAUGAUUUGCUGGCCGGCUGAAUGUGGGAGAGAUUUCCAAACUGGAGGUAUUGAAAGGUGGAGUGAAAGGGGCCAGAAGAAAGGAUGUAGUGGUGGGGGAUGAGACAAGGAGCUGGUCCAUUCCUUUCCUCCAAGCCUCCCCUCCUAGGUGAAAUUUCAUUACAUUUUGCUCAUCUUUGCAUCAUGGUCAUCCAUUGGCCUAUGAUUUGUCCAGCCCACUUUUAAAGCUAUGUGGACACUACUACUGCCCAUCAGCUGGCAACAAUUUAAAAUGUCCAUGCCUGAGGAAGUGCAGUUUAAAGAAACAGUAUGAUUAACCAAUAUUUUACUUGCAUGUUUUGCAGCCAGUUCUGACGAAAUACAAAAUGUGUGAAGAGAACAGCACUGCAACCGUCAAGGAAUUUGCAUUUGUAGGUUUAACAGAGAGCCCUGCUCUGCAGAACACCCUCUUUGUAAUAUUCCUAGCUGUGUAUGUGAGCACUUUGGUGGGAAAUCUGGGAAUGAUUGCCUUAAUAAAGGCCAGUCCUCGCCUUGAUACCCCAAUGUACUCCUUCCUCAGCAACCUUUCUUUCCUGGAUGUGUGCUGCUCUUCUACAAUUGCCCCCAAGACGUUAGCAAACCUUUUAGAAGAUAAGAAGUCGAUUUCCCUGAUUGGAUGUGCAAUGCAAAUGUACUUCCAUAUAGGUAUGGGGAGCACUGAAUGCUUCCUUCUGGCGGCAAUGGCCUAUGACCGCUAUGUUGCCGUCUGCAAGCCGCUGCUCUACCCAGUGCUCAUGUCCCCUGCCGCCUGCAUGCUUUUGGUGGUGGGAUCCUACGCUCUUGGGCUUUUGCAUUCACUUGUUCAUAUGGCCUUUACCUUCAGGCUAUCAUUCUCGGAGUGCAGGCUGAUCGAUAAUAUUUUCUGUGACAUCACUGCGCUUCUUUCCAUCUCGUCUUCUGAUAUCUACACCAAUGAACUCCUGAUCUUUUUCUUAGCUGGUCUGGUGGAGAUAGUCACCGUCCUGAGUGUCGUGGUCUCCUAUACGUGUAUUCUCACCAACAUAGUGAUGCGGAUCAGCUCAGUCAGAGGCAGGCUCAAAGCCUUCUCCACCUGCACCUCACACCUAACCGUAGUCUCCAUCUUCCAUGGGUCAAUUCUCAUUCUGCAUUUCCGGCGGAGGUCUGCUCAGGGAUCUGCUGCCCAAGAUGUGAGCGAGAAAAUUCUCACGGUGUUCUAUACAAUCGUCAACCCAUUGCUGAACCCUUUGGUUUACAGCCUGAGAAACAAGGAGGUGAAGGAUGCCCUUCGUGUUAUUAGAGGAAAGGUGUGCGGCAAAAUGAUCAAGACCAUAAGAGCGGCAAGGCUUGAUCAGCUGCACUGA
Molecule: messenger RNA, 1643 nt
Organism: Varanus komodoensis (Komodo dragon)
Lineage: Eukaryota; Metazoa; Chordata; Lepidosauria; Squamata; Varanidae
Product: olfactory receptor 151-like
Exons: 1
Coding region: 648-1643 (331 amino acids)
Biological process (GO): sensory perception of smell; G protein-coupled receptor signaling pathway
Cellular component (GO): membrane
Molecular function (GO): odorant binding; olfactory receptor activity; G protein-coupled receptor activity
Source: RefSeq, a predicted model, not a curated record